AUGUAUCAUUUGCAGUGCUUCCACGAAGAUCCCGAGCCAGGCACUCGGCCCCUCAAGGAAUGGCCAUGCAGUCCCGAUAAAGUCAUGGAGCUUCUUACGGCAUGGUACGACAGUGACAAGCCUUUUUUCAAGAAGCAAGACCUUGAAAAUGUAUCGAACCAACUCAAUCGCCGGUACAACACCAGAAAGAAUAAUUCCAAAAAGCAACUGAUCUCUGUCAAGGGCCUCACUGGCUCCAAGAUUAGUUACGAAGUGGUGACUGGGCAAAAUCACACGGGAGCUGCCAUGAAUGAAGACUGGGAGAUCCAGCAACCCAAUAUCAGGUACUCAUGCUAUGAACAACUCAUUUCGUCAGUGGAGUAUGGAAAAAUCAAACUGGAGGAAGCCUUCUUUCCGUUGCAGAUUGAGCAUUCCAUGCUCGUUCGUGCUAGCGACACCAAGCUGCCCAUCUCCGUGCCAUACAUCGAGAACUCUGAGGCUGUGGAUGAGUUUCUCCGGAAUGCCCUGAAGAACUGGAAGGAAUCUCCUGAAUGGGAAAUUCUCAAGGGGCUCCUCAAGCGUGUCCCCACCCAUGAGAUUCACAAGAUUAUUGGUAUUGCAUCUGGAUCGAUGGAAUUCGGUGCCGAUGAUGGAGAUUGCACCCGUCGCAGCGCUGUGCAGCAUUCCCUUAUGAUCGCUCUCAAGGAGAAAAUUGAAGAUAUGAAAGAUGCAGAGGUCCGAUGCUAUGCCCAGGAACCCCGCUACACCGCCGUUGACGCCUGGGCUCUUGCGGAGCAUGGCUGCCAAGUUCUGGAAGACCCUCAAGCUUUGCUUGAAAUUGACAACGACUGCAUUCUCUUUUCUUGCUGCCCAGCUAUCCCACUGAAGGAAAUUACUGCUGACUUUGCUCGCCCUGUCAUGCUGAUUUGGGAUCGAGUUGUCUAUGGAGGAAACAGGAGAUUUUCUCCUAUGCAUAACCCGAACUCCACUCGUGUGGUGAACAUGGUUGAGGAUGAGUAUGACUGCUACUCGUUCUGGGACUUGCACGAUACUGUGCUUGCUCCCUUCAUGUCCGAACUGGUUGUUUACAUCCGCCGUAGUGCGGAGUAA
This is a messenger RNA of Penicillium expansum, 1089 nucleotides long. RefSeq lists its product as uncharacterized. NCBI's taxonomy places the organism in Eukaryota, Fungi, Ascomycota, Eurotiomycetes, Eurotiales, Aspergillaceae. The transcript has 3 exons. The record is from RefSeq and is a predicted model, not a curated record. Bases 1 to 1089 code for a protein of 362 amino acids.